CGGCAAUGAUAACUCUCGACUCAGACUUCUGACGAGACCUUUCAACGACCUUUCGACGGUGAGAGGCGAGUAUCACGAAGGAACAGUAUCUCGCUUGGCUUUCUUUUUGCCAGGGGUUGCGAAAGGUCAGACUCGAUGUAUAAUCGUUCGCGCCGCAUCCCCGAGACGCAUGCAUACGCGAGAACUACUGGAACGCGGAUGCCUGGUGACGUCGACAAGAAGAUGUUGGAUACGCUUCGUCAAAUGGAAACAUCCGAGUUACGUCGUUGUGGAGGAGAAGAGUAUUCGCAGCAUCUUGGACCAAGGGCGCAAUCCGGGCAUACGCACCCUUCUCGUACAAGGACGUUCGAUCGUAAAGGACGUGAGAAAUCACUUGGCGCAUCUGACUACGACGAGAAAGUUCCUUAAAUCGGCUCUCUUCACGCGAUGGGGCGUAUACGUAUGGAAAGAACUCGAUUACUUUUCCGUGGACAAUCAUCUCGCAAAUUCGCCGUAUUCUUUUCGAGGUCGUCCUAUCACCGAGAACAAUAUACAGGAUUACAUAAGCGACGUCACAUCCAAGUUUCUUCCAAAGAAAUUACCGCCUUGGCAAGUGCACGUAGUCAACUUGUUCGUGCGAGGAGAGGAACGUCAGGUGUGUCUGGUGCGAGCGCAUCACUUGCUCCUGCGGCAGGAGCAUCUAACUUUGGCGGAUUUUUUGCCGUUGAAAUAUUCGACGGACAACUGGACUUGUCAAGAGAGCGACUCGCCCUUUACGAAUCUGUAUGCCCAACCCUCCGCUCUACCGCGUCUCCGACAGAUGUUCCGAGAGAGCUUCAGCAACUACUGGAAUGAUUUUCUUUACGAUAACGAUCCUAUGGAGCGGCCGGGGAUUCUAAAGAAGCGUAUAGGAGUGUUUCAGUGUGUCAAGAUCGCGACGAUAGCGUUGGUUUGCACUAUGAAGGAAUUGGCCAGACAGUGCCGAAAGUCGGAAGGAUUAAAAUUUUUGGAGCUUCUGUCGAUCGUCCGGCGCGAAUCGAGCAAGAGAAAUUUCAAUUCUCGGAUGAUAUAUGACUCCAUUGCGAAAUCUUUCCACCCGAUCGACGUUCUCUACACGUGCAUUGCUCUGUCCUGGUACAUCGUGAUUACGUUGUUUUUAAAGACGCCCCUCCUGCUCGUUCGAGAAUUCCGAGCUUUACAGUCGCGGCGUAGACAUUGCAGUUAUCCUGCAGACACCUUGACGUACACCCUGUCGUGUUACCUUCCCCUGACGGUUCAAGCAAUUCGGGAAACGAUGUCCAUUAGCUGGAUAGCCGCGACUGCACCCAAGAUCAUAAUCGAGGAGCUGUUUUUGAAGAAUCCGCAAUCGAAUCGACUGCAAACCAUCUCACCGUGUGGCAGGAAAGUAGUGGCUUGGUCGGAAAAGGUGGACAUCGAGCUCGUAGGAAAAAUGGCUAAUGUAACUGGCGCGACAGAGAUGGAGAUUCUUUUAACGGCUACCGUGGACGCCCUGAAAGAAUAUUUUAAGCACUUGGCCGUCAACGUUCCGGGUGAUGUAUUCGCGACGGUCAAAUACGUCAGUCAGCGAGCAGUGUUUCUUCGAAAUCACGAGGCCAGGGGUAUCCUCUGUAUCGCAUUACCAACCAGAACGCCAUUGUUCCACGACGAUCUCAUUGAAAUAUUGCAGGUUAUUCAGCGAAACGUGCAGAAUGCCAGGUCCCGGCAAAGUGCAAUUUACGCUAUCACGGCAGCGGAAACGUCCUACGGAUUAAUUUCCUCCUGCGUCCCGUCCAUCGUUUUGAAAUUACUUUUAAAUCAACUGUCGAAAAGAUACUCUCUGUGUUUAACGCAUGUUGACGGAGAUUUACCUGUGGAGGGCAUAGACGGAGCGGUUUACUGGCGACCACCGCAAGGAAAUUGCAACAUGUCUAUGACUCUGCACAGGCAUGGGAACGGCGUGCGCCUCGGUAUAAUGGGAGACGCCUUGAUCGGUCCUCAGCAUUUUAUCAUUGCGAGAGCGUUCCCUAAAAGCGUACGAAAUCUCGCCGGCAUUCUAGGCGUUCCGAGAGUACCUAUCCGAAGUCCAAGUCCUAAUCCACUCAAUCCGACUACGUCUCCAGGAUACUGAGCUGAUCGUGGAUACAUAGAGACACUGAGAGACGUUCAGAUUCAUCGGAAAAGGGAACAAGGUUGGACAUUUUCCUUGCUCAACUUCAUAUAUUAUACUAUAUGCAAGAGAUAUAAUAUAUAAUGUACAUAUAUAUUUUUUAUUUUUUGUUUUGUGAAAUAUGUAAUCGAUUAAGUUCGAAACAGUGAUUAAAACACAUUGAUUAUACCAUCAUAUUCAUAACUGGACCGUUUCUUAAGUAUAAAUAAUUCGAUCCACAUUCAAAGAUCUUUACAUUUAUGAUUUACCUGCGCGUUCUUUGGGCAGAUAUUUGACACUGAAAUUUAAAGUUACAUAUAGUAUGUUGGUAUUGUAGAUGGAAUGGAACGUUUAUGUAUGUACAUAUUUAUAUGAAUCAUCAUAACAAAAUAUUUCACGUCGCCUAUCACAUGCAAUAACAUAAUUGAACAAACAAUUAAACUAAAUAAAUAAAUAAUUCAACGAUUUAUAUGGCAGAAUUCUUCUCGCGAAAUUAUACACAAAUUUAUGUCCUAGAUGCUCACAUUUUCUAACAAAA
Messenger RNA from Mycetomoellerius zeteki, 2663 nucleotides. RefSeq lists its product as uncharacterized. Bases 170 to 2107 code for a protein of 645 amino acids. NCBI's taxonomy places the organism in Eukaryota, Metazoa, Arthropoda, Insecta, Hymenoptera, Formicidae. The record is from RefSeq and is a predicted model, not a curated record. The transcript is spliced from 7 exons.